Molecule: messenger RNA, 1079 nt
Organism: Paramuricea clavata
Lineage: Eukaryota; Metazoa; Cnidaria; Anthozoa; Malacalcyonacea; Plexauridae
Source: the annotation of a GenBank genome assembly
AAGCCGCACAGAAACAACAGCUAAAGACGGACGAUAAGAAACCCGCAAAAGAGUUUACACCUGAUAAAUCUCAAGAUAACUCGCAACCCGAGAACCUUCCAAAGCAACAAAAUUCUGACAAGGAACCUCAACCCGCAUCAACGGCUCCACCUGCGCAAGAUACUCAACCCAACUACCAGGCGAACAAUCGGGCACCUGGGCUGACCUCUACUGCUCAGCAAAAGCAAAUAACGGUGAAAAUAAACCCAUAAAGGAUUCAAACCCUGAAACAUCUGAGCAAAAUUCUCAAAAUCCUCAACAACUAAAUCCCACCAACGGUCAACAACAAAACUUCGCUGCUGAGAACUUAGAUACAAAAGACAAGCAAAAACCCAUCGAAGAAAGUGCCCUGCUAAAACCAAACUUGAAGGGCGGAAAACAUCAAGUGGAAGACCAACCCAAACUCGCAGCUAAUUCUAAGCCCGCUUCUGGCGUGAAGUCUAUGGGGAAAAAACCCGGUUGGCGUGCCCGCGUAUAGCUACAAAGAUUUGGUUAAGCAAGAGUUGGAAGCCAUAAAGGAUUCACCGUCUACUAAACAGUUUAAAGCUGAUGUCUUGAAGGAGGUGCAAGUCAAACUUAAAUCUGGCACCUUCCCUCAGAUCGAUACAUCAAAGGUAUUCGUCAGGCACAAAGUAGAAAAGCCGCAUAGGAAACACAGAGUGACCAAACCGAAACACAAGAAAGCCGAAGCCAAACAUGCAAUCGCGCACAAGAAAGGGCAAGGGAAAUAUGCAACCGUGCACAAGGAAGACGAAGCCAAACAUGGAAUGGUGCACAAGAAAGGCGAACCCAAACAUGGAAUCGUGCACAAGAAAGACAAACCCAAACAUGGAAUCGUGCACAAGAAAGCCGAAGCCAAACAUGCAAUCGCGCACAAGAAAGGGCAAGGGAAAUAUGCAACCGUGCACAAGGAAGACGAAGCCAAACAUGGAAUCGUGCACAAGCAUCGCAAGCUACAUGAUAAAAAGAAGAAGGGAAGGAAAGCUGCAAAGAAAGCGAAAUUGCAUCGUAGAAAGAAGAAACAUCAUUUAAGAAAAUAG